AGAUGGACUUCGAAAUUGAAUGCAGUGAGAAUAGAAUCUCUAUCUUAACGAGUCUUUGCGAGGUCAAUUCCUUGUAUUCGUCAAAAUGAACUCGUCCGUAAUGAGAUUAAGAAUUUUCGGUUUAACCAAAGAGGUGAACAUUAAGAGAUCUUUGAACACGCAAGAGUUGAUCGAACGUGACGAUAGAUACGGCGGUGUACAUUUCAAACCACUUCCAGUAGUUCUCAGUAAAGGUGAAGGUGUUCAUUUGUGGGAUGUCGAAGGAAAACGGUAUCUCGAUUUUCUGGCAGGCUUUUCGACCGUUAGUCAAGGUCACUGUCAUCCACGCUUGGUAAAAAUAAUGAAGGAGCAAGUGGGAAAGCUUACUCAUACGUCCAGAGCUUUCUACUCGGAACCCCAUGGCGCGUUAGGGGAAUAUUUGACCAAACUUUUAGGAUGGGAUAGAUUUCUGCCGAUGAAUACUGGAGUCGAAGCAGGUGAUACCGCUAUCAAAGUAGCCAGACGUUGGGCUUACAGAGUUAAGAAGAUACCUGCUGAUCAGGCAACCGUCGUCUUUGCGAAAGGCAAUUUUUGGGGUCGUUCAAUAGCUGCAUUAUCCGCAUCCACGGAUCCAAAUUGUUACACCGACUUUGGACCUUACGUUCCUCGUUUUGACAAAGUACCAUACAACGAUCUCGACGCUUUAGAGAAAAAAUUCCAGCAGGAUGAAACAGUUUGCGCGUUCAUGAUGGAACCAAUUCAAGGAGAAGCGGGUGUCGUAGUACCUGAUGAUGGUUAUUUGAAAGGUGUACGAAAAUUGUGCACUAAAUACAAUAUAUUAUGGAUCGCAGACGAAAUUCAAACUGGUUUAUGUAGAACGGGUAAACGAUUGGCAGUAGAUCAUGAAGAUGAACGACCGGAUAUUCUCAUAUUGGGAAAAGCAUUGUCUGGAGGAAUGUAUCCUGUUUCUGGUAUUUUGGCGGAUGAUCACAUAAUGUUAUGCUUGGAAACUGGCACUCACGGUAGUACAUUUGGUGGAAGUCCACUUGGUAAUAGAGUGGCCGUAGAGGCAGUUAAGAUAUUGGAAGAAGAAAAUCUUGCAGAAAAUGCGAGAAAACUUGGUGAAAUUGUUCGUAAAACAUUAGAGAAGCUUCCGAAGGAUAUUGCGACAGAAUUUCGAGGUCGUGGUUUGUUGGGUGGCUUGGUAAUUAACAAAGAUUUUGCCAAAGGUUGGGAUAUUUGUUUGAAAUUGAAAGAAGCAGGUUUAUUAACGAGACCCGCUCAUGGACAAAUAUUAAGGAUAUCCCCUCCCCUCGUAAUAACAAAAGAACAACUCGAAGAAGGUCUCGAUAUAAUGACUACCGUCCUUAGAAAUUAUAAAUGAACUUACCUUUAUUUUUGUACGAAUAUCAAAUUUCUUGAAACUUUAAAAAUUCUUAUUCGAAAAUCUAUGAAGAAAAUAAACGAUUAAAAGGUUAUAAAAAUAUAUUUACGUAGAAUUA
Molecule: messenger RNA, 1481 nt
Organism: Apis mellifera (honey bee)
Lineage: Eukaryota; Metazoa; Arthropoda; Insecta; Hymenoptera; Apidae
Product: ornithine aminotransferase, mitochondrial
Exons: 5
Coding region: 86-1363 (425 amino acids)
Cellular component (GO): cytoplasm
Molecular function (GO): identical protein binding; L-ornithine transaminase activity; pyridoxal phosphate binding
Source: RefSeq, a predicted model, not a curated record